GAAAGUUCUGGAAGACAGCGGAGGUGCCGCCAUUUUGCGGGAAGAGGAGAAGCUCCGACUGCAGUGCUGCUUUUACUGCCGAGACUCUGGAAAAUAGCCCUGCUUCGCGCCCCCAACACACCCAAAGGAACGGAGGAAACCGGGGCCCCCUGCGGGGACCCGGAACUGAUCUGCUACGAUGGCGUCCGAUGACUUUGAUAUAGUGAUUGAAGCCAUGCUGGAGGCUCCCUAUAAAAAAGAAGAGGAUGAUCAGCAAAGGAAAGAAGUUCAAAAAGAUGGCCCCAGCAACACCAACGCCAGCAGCAACGGCAAUAGUGGCAGUGGUACCAGUGGGAGCAGUGCCAGUGGGGAGGCAAGCAAGAAAAAGAGGAGUCGGAGCCCUAGUAAAAGCAGGGAUAGAAAGCGCAGUCGCAGUCGAGAUCGGGACCGGCACAGGCGGAGAAGCACUCGAAGCCGAAGUCGAGAGCGGCAGCGUCGCCACCGCAGCCGGAGCUGGGACCGUCGGCACAGUAGUGAGUCACGCAGUCGGGACCGGCGGCGUGAGGAUCGUGUGCGUUACAGGAGCCCACCACUUGCCACUGGGCGUAGGUAUGCGCACAGUAAGAGUCCUCAUUUCAGAGAGAAGAGCCCGGUCAGGGAACCAAUUGAUAAUCUGAGUCCCGAGGAGCGUGAUGCCCGCACAGUUUUCUGUAUGCAGUUAGCUGCCCGCAUUCGGCCUCGAGACCUGGAGGACUUUUUCUCUGCUGUCGGCAAGGUUCGUGACGUCCGGAUCAUCUCAGAUCGGAAUUCCCGUCGUUCUAAGGGCAUCGCCUACGUAGAAUUCUGUGAGAUCCAGUCUGUGCCACUGGCCAUUGGGCUGACUGGGCAGCGGCUGCUCGGAGUGCCUAUCAUUGUCCAGGCCUCACAGGCUGAGAAAAACCGACUGGCAGCCAUGGCCAACAACCUGCAGAAGGGUAGUGGUGGACCAAUGCGCCUCUAUGUGGGCUCCCUGCACUUCAAUAUCACUGAGGACAUGCUCCGGGGUAUCUUUGAGCCCUUUGGCAAAAUUGAUAAUAUCGUCCUGAUGAAGGAUUCAGAUACAGGCCGUUCUAAAGGUUAUGGUUUCAUUACGUUCUCAGACUCCGAGUGUGCUCGGCGAGCCCUGGAACAGCUGAAUGGCUUUGAGCUUGCUGGUCGACCUAUGAGAGUUGGUCAUGUGACCGAGCGACUGGAUGGUGGCACAGACAUCACUUUUCCGGAUGGGGACCAGGAGCUGGAUCUGGGAUCAGCAGGUGGACGUUUGCAGCUCAUGGCCAAAUUGGCAGAAGGCUCUGGAAUGCAGCUGCCUACUACCACAGCUGCUGCUGCUGCUGCCGCCCAGGCUGCUGCUGCCUUGCAACUGAAUGGGACAGUUCCCUUGGGGGCCCUGAACCCUGCGGCUCUGACUGCUCUGAGUCCAGCCCUGAACCUCGCCUCCCAAGCAAUCGCCUCCCAGUGCUUCCAGCUUUCCAGCCUCUUUACCCCUCAGACCAUGUGAGUCUCAGGGUCUGGUAUUCAUGGUGGCAAGUGCCAUGUCUUUGGUUAUUUUCUUUCCUUUGGUUUCCCAUUUACCUCUUCUCCUUGCCAUAGGUAAAUCAGUGGCUCAGUACACUGCCUCCCUGUGCCUCUGGGUGCCACUCCCUUUUCCACGUCUACCCUUCCAUGGCCCCUUCUCUCCAUUUUGUGGACCAAGCUAUCCUGAGGGCGUGGAUGUUGACUCUGUGGGAAUUGGGGCCACCUUUAGACUCCAAGAAGAGCUCCUGCCCAGGGCCCCAUCGGGAAUGGACUCUGCUGAGCAAAGCCAGUAGUCGAAGAGGACAGAAUCUGCACCUAUAUUGAACACCUGUUUUUCCGUGUGUGUCAUCUCCCGGGAUGACCUUCAUUGCUCUCUCCGACCAGCUCUUAGUGAUUCCUUGAUUCCUCCCCCGUUGGGAAGGCCGUAGGGCAUUAACUGAGGGAACUAACCUCUCUCCUUUUCCUGUACUUUUACCCUACAAUCUGUUGAGGAAAACCCUUGAAGACCUCUAGUCCAAGAGGACUUUGCAGUUUGGAAGGUGAACCUUGAAAGUGCUGGCUUGCUGCUGCACAGGCUCUGGAAGAUGGCAUGGACAUGAACAUUGUGAAGCCUUCCUUGGGUCUCAGCUUGAGGCCAGAACUGCUACUGUGGGCUCAGCCUCUUACUGGGAAGUAUGGGAGUAAUCUGUCCUGCCAGGCAUUUUGGAUGUCUUAGGGGCAUUCAGGAGUUGAGUGAAAGGUGGGGUACUUCUCUACUAGGUUCCAUCUUCCUCUGUAUAGUUUUCCUUCCUCCCAGGUCUUUCCUCUGGCCCAGGGUGGGAGGAUGGAGAGGAGGCUGCUAUUCUCUACCACUUCCCAUGUGCCUCUACCAUGGGCUCAACCCCAGCUGUUAAAGCUGCUCCUGUCCCCUACCUGGGCACAUGUGAGCCCUUCUCACUGGAUUUUAUACCCUUGUGUCUGUGUACAUAAAAUUGUGUGUAUAUGUGUGUGUGUGUGUGUGUGUAUAUGUGUACACGUAUACACAUACACAUACACAUACGUAUAAACUUUGUAUAAAAGGCAAGCUCCACUGUUGUGGCGGCUGCUGCCCAUGUGUGUGUGGUCUCAGUCAGUUGGUGUAUCUGUCUGAUGUUAAUAACUUUUCAUGAGCCAAAACCGUGAAUGGUUCUAGGAUAUAAAACAUUUGUAAUGCCUUUCUGUUUUUUCCCUUUAAUUUUGUUUUAUCUAACGUUCUUUAGAAAUUAAAAUGGACAAAAGGCACACGCCUGGA
Molecule: messenger RNA, 2803 nt
Organism: Prionailurus viverrinus (fishing cat)
Lineage: Eukaryota; Metazoa; Chordata; Mammalia; Carnivora; Felidae
Gene: RBM23
Product: RNA binding motif protein 23
Exons: 13
Coding region: 179-1516 (445 amino acids)
Biological process (GO): mRNA processing
Cellular component (GO): nucleus
Molecular function (GO): RNA binding
Source: RefSeq, a predicted model, not a curated record